UUGGAUUCAGUUGAAGUGGAUUUUAAGUUUUUUGUUGCAAGCUGCAAAUGUACUUGCGGCUUAACUAAUUAUAUUUGAUGGUGCUUUAGUAUCGCAUCUAUGAUUUGGUUGGUACCUUUGCAGGUUUCGGAGCUAACAGUUUCUCCUGAAAUAGUGCGAUCUUAUGAAAAGCGACGGAAACUUCGCACCCUUCGGGCUGCUUCUUAAAAAUACAGACGUUUUGAUUUGGAUUUUGGUCUUAGCCUUACUACCAUUAUUUGGCCGAUGCCGCGGUAUAUCCGAUCUGCCACCACCAAACGUUGCUGAAUAAUUUGAUCUCCGAUAGACGAAAUAUUUGUUAUCCAACAGAUAUAUAUAUUUGCUUUGAAAAUGACCUGGGUGAACAUACCUUUCUCUGUGCCAUGGUUUUGUUGGGCCGUAGCACAGCUUAUGACUUGUGUGCGGACAAAUGAAUACGGAAAUGGAAAUCCCGUGAUUUGUGGAGGUUUUGUACAGUCUGAUUUUCCGAUGGAUUACAGUAAAAUUGAGGUUCGGCUGCUCGACAAAGCGGGUAAUCUGAAGUACCAGGCGCCUUGUGCUGUCAAUAAUGGGAACUAUGAAGUGCCCGUUUUUGGGAAAAAAGGCGAAUUUAUCCUUGCAGUCGCUGGACCGGAAGGACUGUCGUUCGAGCCGUCAAGAAUUCCAGUAAAUAUUGACGGGACGACAGAUCCUUGCUCUAUGCAGCAGAAUUUGAAUUUCCGUUUCAUUGGGUACUCCUUGGUUGGUAAAGUCAACAGCAUCAGCAGUGCUGAUGGGCCCGCUGGUGUUACAAUCUCGGUUUUGGAUCAGACGGGCAAAGCAGUGUCUACCACGACAACGCAGAGUGGUGGAGAUUUUGCCUUACCUAACCUUCUGCCGGGAACAUAUACCAUCAGAGCAAGUCAUCCGGUUUUCAGGCUGCAUAAAUCGGAAUCGACUGCCACGUUGAAAGAUUCCACGCUUCAACUGCCACAGAAUUCACUUGUUGUGCGUGGCUAUCCUGUGAAAGGGUCGGUUAAGAGCAGUGGGGAACCGGUUGCCGGUGUGAAAUUUUUGCUCUAUUCAAAAACCAUCGACGCUAAGGGUAUUGACGGGUGUGACAAAGAAAUGGCCAGCGACUUGGCAAAAGAUCAUCCCCAGUAUGGUCGCCAGCUUUGUGGAGUGAAGUCUGAUAAACUCGGAGAAUUCAUAUUUGCGUCCCUGGUUCCCGGCAUUUAUAGUAUUUUGCCUACGUAUAAAGGCGGCGAUACGAAAUAUGACAUAGAACCGUCUCAUAUGGAAGUGCAACUAGGUCAGGAUUUGUUUACCAUCAGCAAUACCUUUGAGAUUAAAGGCUUUACCGCCACUGGAAGUGUGUUUACGUCAUCAAAGGGAUCGGGUGUUCCCAGCGCCGAAAUCUAUUUAAACGGCACUCUCGCUGCCAAAACCGACACGAAGGGAAUUUACCGCUUGGAAAAGACAGUUACCGGAUGGUAUAAAAUUGAAGUUAAGAAGAGCCAUUAUGAUUUUCCGACAUCCUAUGUGAAAAUUACCCCGACUGAACCGAAAGUACCCAUGAUUGUAGCCCGCGGAAUGAGUGUGUGCGGGGAAAUUAAAACCCUGCGUCCAGUUAAUCGUAUACUCACAUUCGAAGCGGUAGAGGCAAAAACCGGGAUCUCACGGGACACUGUCAUUCGCGAUGAUCAUUUUUGUACAACAUUGGAAGCCGGCGAAUACAAAUUGUCGAUUUUCGAUGCACCUCAGGAUAAAAGCCAAAGACUGAUGUUUUCUCCAGCAGAAAAGAUCAUCAAAUUAACGGACUAUCCCAUAACUGAUUUGCUGUUUUCGCAAGUUUUGGGCAGUGUUUCAGGAACGGUGCAUUGCUUGAGCACUUGUCCGAGUGAUUUGAAAGUGGCAUUGCUGGCUAGCAAUGGAGAAGUGUUUUCACUAAUUGAUAACGAUGGAAAAUUUAAAUUUAAUAAUGUGGACUUGGGAACGCAUUUGGUGAAAGUGGUCGAGCCGUCCAAACGCUAUUGUUGGGAUUUAAUUCAGAAGACAAUUGAACUUACAGUCGGCAAGCCGUCAGCUAUUGUCGGUUUUAGACAAACUGGAUUUCUGUUUGAGAUCUGGAGCAGCCAUCCUACGGCCAUUGCAUACUCUGUAAAAGGAAAGCAGGCGCGAAAAGAAGAUAACCUUAAGGCCGGGUUUACUGAGCUGUGCUUACCAGAUGCAGGGGAAUAUGACAUCGAGCCAAAGUCGUGCCACAAAUUUGAACACGACACAUACACUUUCAACACAGAUUCUCCGGUGCGUUUGAGUUUGCACGCGACUGGGCAUCUGACUAACAUCUCCGUGAACACCGACGACGAUAAAGGUCUCUUUAAGUUGCGCGUUAAACGAACAUCCGAUGGGUCAUCUUCGAUUUUCACUCCUUCCGCUCCACCAAAGCUGAUUAGUCCAGAGACGUUUCAGUAUAGCUUUUUGGAGUACUUUCCUGCUGAAGAAAACCUUGUUUUGUUUCCGUCAUCGGAAACGUUGUUAUUUAAACCGAACCAAAUGGAGCUGGCCGUCACAGAUCAAUGUGACAAAAACGUCAUUGUACUUAACGGAAACAAAGGCGUUAUUAUCACCGGUGGUACACUGCCUCCUGUUCCGGAUGUCGACAUCACUAUCACAACGGAAAACGAUGUCUUGCGUGGUAAAACAGACGAAAGUGGACGAUACAGUCUUGGACCGGUGCCGCGAACAGCUAUAAAGAGCAUUGCAGCAGAAAAGCGUGGCUACGAAUUCGAAUGGAAUUCCAGCAGCCAUGAUCUCAAAGCGAUCAAACUUUCUGAAAUCCGAGUGCAUACUAACGAUGCCGAAGGAAAGCCGGUUGCUGGCGUUCUGGUUUCAAUUAGCAAUUCGGCCGGAUCACGGUUUAACAACUUCACCGACCAGACGGGCGUUGUCUCCUUUAUUAACAUUGGAUUAGGAGAUUAUCUUAUUCGUCCGAUGGUGAAAGAGUUCCGAUUCGAUCCAGCCUCGAAAUCUGUAACAUUGACGGAAGGCCAAACGGCUUCCGUGGAAUGGCGCGGCAUACGGGUAGCCUAUAGCGCAUUUGGAAUUGUUACGUCGUUGGGUGGUGAGCCUGAGCAAGGGAUCACGAUGGAAGCCGUCAGUCGUGAGCCCUGUCUGCAGAUGCAGGAAGAAGCAAUAACCGGAAGCACUGGUCAUUUCAGAAUUUCCGGCCUGAAGGCUGGAUGCGGUUAUGAAGUCAGACCAAAGGAGGGAGAGCUGGAGCGCUUGGAUAUAAAAUGGACCGCUCCAGCCAACAGAGUAGUCCAAAUGGGAACGGAUGAUACGCACGGAUUAACAUUUCGAACGCUUAGAGGGUUCAACGAGGCUGAAUUUACGGGCAGACUAGAUGCCACGAAAGAGUUUUUGAAUCAGCUUAAGGUCUGCCUUUACCGAGCGGAUCGACCGGAUGAAUCUGUUCAGUGUGUGUCAUUUUCCAUUAGUCCACUAUUCCAGUUCAGUCCAGUUCCUCUGGAUAACCGUAACUAUAUAAUCCGAGUUGAAUCCAGUCUUUCCCAAAAGGACUACGUUUUCACGAGCCCCGAUCUCCAUGUGACAGCUAAUUCGACAUUCCGUCAUUUUGUGCUCUCGUUUACGGCCAGGCGACGCCUUUCCGAACCAGAAAUUACGCCGGCGACGAUGUGGAUCGUUCCGCUUGUCAUCGUAUGCACGAUUGCGUAUUUCAAUCGCAGCAAUAUAUUGCCCACCUUCCAUAAAGUGGUCAGCAUAAUCACCAAAACCGCGGUAAAGUCCACAGCCGGAAAAGACAGGAAAAAACCUCAGCGAUCCACAUCUCCACUGCCACAAGGAGCAGGAGACGGAUCUUUCGAAGAUUAUUUAGCUGGUGGACCGAUCGGUGUUAAAAAGCGAACCAAAGCUGCUAAGUCGUGAUAAUUAUAUAGUUUAUUUUAUCUUGUUUGUUGUUUUUGAUUUUUACCCCGAUUUUACUGUACACGUAACAAAAAAAAACCAGAAAAAUAUCACAGAUGCAUAUCACGCUCUAAU
Paramacrobiotus metropolitanus is the source of this 4059-nucleotide messenger RNA. Its product is annotated as BOS complex subunit NOMO3-like. The transcript is spliced from 12 exons. Bases 370 to 3945 code for a protein of 1191 amino acids. The record is from RefSeq and is a predicted model, not a curated record. Gene Ontology annotation, molecular function: carbohydrate binding. Lineage: Eukaryota; Metazoa; Tardigrada; Eutardigrada; Parachela; Macrobiotidae. Gene Ontology annotation, cellular component: endoplasmic reticulum membrane.